Sorex araneus (European shrew) is the source of this 1584-nucleotide messenger RNA. RefSeq names its product centromere protein V-like protein 1. The transcript has a single exon. Gene Ontology annotation, molecular function: carbon-sulfur lyase activity. NCBI's taxonomy places the organism in Eukaryota, Metazoa, Chordata, Mammalia, Eulipotyphla, Soricidae. Bases 30 to 815 code for a protein of 261 amino acids. The record is from RefSeq and is a predicted model, not a curated record.
CAGCACGCCCUGGGAACGCUGCAGUCGCCAUGGGCAAAGUGAGGAGUGGCGCGAACGCUGAGCUGGGCGGGCGGAAGCGUGUCAGGGACAGUGCAGGGUCCUGUGCUGCCUUGGCGGGCAUGGGCGGCCGGCGCCCCGCUGUCAGAGUCCGGAUGGGGAGCUACUGGGCCUGGAGAAAGACGGGGGCGUUCAGGAAGGAUUUCGCCCGCUUGCGAGGGAGGCGCGGAUGGCGGCGGGCCCGCGGCAUGGGCACCAAGGAUGCCCUCGCAUCCGGGAAGACGCCGGCGAGCCCCCAGCCCCAUGCUGACAUGGAUCUGGGCGCGCAGAGGGAGCGCUGGGAGGCUUUCAGGAAGCGACGGGGCCUCAGCUGCGAGGGUGCUGCCAAGUUCUUGCUGGACACCUUCGAUUUCCCGGGGCUGGUGUAUCACACCGGAGGCUGCCACUGCGGCUCGGUGCGCUUUGCCGUGUGGGCGCCCGCCGACCUGAGCGUCCUGGAUUGCAGCUGCAGGCUGUGCCAGAAGAAGCAGCACCGAUACUUUAUCGUCCCGGCCUCGCGCUUCACGCUCCUCCUGGGCGCUGACACCAUGGUCACCUACCAGUGCAACGCGCACCCGGCGCUGCACAGCUUCUGCAUCAAGUGUGGCGUGCAGAGUUUCCACGCCUCUGUCUCUGCUCCCAGGGUUUAUGGCGUUGCCCCGCACUGCCUGGACCCGGGCACCGUGCGCAGCGUGGUCGUCGAGGAGGUUACCUGUGAUUCAUCGGGAGAUGAGGCCACCAACGAGCCCACGACCGUCGCGAGCAAGACCACCAAGUGAGCCCCUGCCUCUCCUCGGAAGAGGACCAGCGUCCCGUUAACGCUUGCUGCGCGCUGGUGGAGGUGGGGUGGGGGGGGAUGUAGCGGUGUGUCCCUUGCGCUUGUGUAAAUUGUCCUGUGAAAGGCGUGUUCCUCGCUGGACUGAUUGGACUGAUGGACCCGUGGACUCGCUUCAAGCUUCUACCCCUCCCCUUCCAGGAUCUUUUGCAGGACUUUGCUUAGCAUAAAUACCUGAGCGCACAAAGCGUUUUUCCGUGAAAACCCUCCAGUCAGUAACAAGUAGUGCCUCUACUUUUUCAAGUUACCCUUUGUAUCACGCGGUUUUAUUUCUUACACAGUUUGGCAAAGCGUUUGAGAUUGUUGCUGUUUACUGCAUGGCUAUGGUGGUAUUGUGAACGGGAAGAUAUGUAACACUACUACCAUCCAAAUUGUUGUAACACGAAUUAGGCCAUUGCCUCUUGAUUAUACUGACUUUGUGUGUGUUUGUGUGAGUGUGCAUUUAUUACGUGGUCACAGGUGUUUUAGUCAAUUACAUAUGAGGUAUUUUAAACCAUUGUCUAUAUAAUGAAUUUUUAAAAAUGUGUUUCAGAAUCACAGUAUUUCCUUGUGCUUAUUUUUCAGCUGAUGUUUACAUUUUGCUUGUCUUAUUGUAAAUAAUCUGGAUAGAUUUCAAGAUGCCUAAGGAGUGAGAAAUAUGUCUGUACACUCUAUGCCUUCUUUGAUGUCUUGAUAUUCCUAUCUUGCUUAUGUGUUAAUUAUUAAAAUUUAUC